Diabrotica balteata is the source of this 825-nucleotide messenger RNA. Lineage: Eukaryota; Metazoa; Arthropoda; Insecta; Coleoptera; Chrysomelidae. The record is from the annotation of a GenBank genome assembly.
AUGAAAUUUAAAUUUUCUGCCAGUGAUGUAGUUGCUCAGAAAAGAACAACCCAAGAAAAUAUAAGUCUUAUUAAAAAAUGGCUACGUGCAGGCGAUGAAAAAUAUGUACCGUCUUUAUUAUCAGAUGAAUUCAUAGUUCUGUUUUUACUGUCUUGCAACAAUGACGUUGAAAUGACUAAGAAAACUGUUAUUGCCUACUAUAGGUUAAGAAAAGAAUCACCUGAACUGUUUGAUGAUAGAACUUCCGAGAGAGAGGAUAUUAAGAAAGCUCUAAACACACUGAGAAUGAUAAGUAUACCAAAUCGGACAGAAGAAAACAAUCAAGUGAUUUAUGUUAGUAUUAAGGAUACGGAUAGCAAAAAUUUCGAACUACAUCCCAUUAUGAAAGCCUCAUUAAUGCUGAUAGAUAUAGAACACCACACUAGCCCACCAGAUGGAGUUAUUUUUCUUGCUGAUAUGAAAGGGUUGGGGUUUUUUCACGUAUUCAAAUUAAAUCCAAUCUCGUUAAAGAAAUAUUUCACAUAUCUUGGAGAAGGAGUACCAACUCAGUUCAAAGGAAUGCAUUUCAUGAACGGAAAUUAUUUCUUGGAUCAAAUGAUGAAUAUUCUUAAGGCGUUUAUUGAUCCAGACGUUAUAAACAGGCUACAUAUACAUUCAGCUGGCUGGAAUCCAGGGGAACUGUUUCCAAAGAAAUGUUUACCUAAAGAGCUUGCAGGGGAUCUAGAAUCAGAAGACGUACUUAGCGAAACGACGUUACAGCUAUUCAAAGAUCGAGAAGAUUUUUGGAAGGCAGAGGAGGAAUUAAGGAAAAGUGUACUUAAAUAA